AUGCCGCCCACUGCAGGCGUAGUCGUGCACUCGCCACACGCGUAUCGCGCGUGGAUUCCUCCCCCCGCGGCAAUUACGCCGGUUACAGCCACCCACCCGCAGCAUUUCCACCCCUCGCGCGCGUAUUUCGAACCCCACGCGGAUACCUCGGCGGAACAGUUUGCGGAAGAGCGCGCGCUUGCGGAGGACCGCGCGCGAGCUGCGUCGAAAGUAGGCCAAUGGGUCGACGCGCAUUUCUCCGUUCCACCCACCGCACAUGACGGCUCCGGGCAUGGGACAGAGGGUUACCCAAUCCCGUGCGAGCCAGAAGUGGGGGAAGAAGGGGGAGAAAUGAACGGUGAAGAUGGGAGCAUAAACGGACGGCGGAGAUCGUCUUUGGAGGAAGAGGCGCUAGAACGGAAGCUGGCAGCCGUUGAGAUGGAGAACUGCGAGAUGACGGGGCGAGUGGCGGGUCUAGAAGCGAUGCUUCGAGAGCGCGAAAGGGAGACGGCGGACAUGCGACGGCAGAUAUUCGCAUACACGCAGGCGCUCGAAGCGGGUCGCGGCGACUCGUUGACGCGCGCGGAGCUGAUCAACCACGUGGUACAGCUGACCAAUCAGGUGCAAGAGCUUGCGCAGGAGCGCGAUGCGCUGCGCAACGCGCCCAACGGCAUCGCGCUCACUUACGGCCUUCGCGCGCCCGGCGCGCUUGGCGCAGGCGCUAGCGCGCUUACCGGCGCUCUUCCUACCGUUACCGCUACUGCUGCUCGUCCUGCUCCUGUUGCAGCUCUUCCUGCUCCUUCCGCUCCUACUGCUACUGCUAAUGCUGGCACUGGUCCUGGCGCCACACGUGCCCCUCCCGUUACUGCCACUGCUGCUCGUGUUAUCCCUGUUGCGGCUAUUCCUGCUCCUCCCGCUGCUUCAACUCCUUCCGCUCCUUUAGCUGCUCCUGCUCCUCCUCACUCUUCCAGCGUUCCUGAAAACGCGGUUCCGCAUGUGGCGGCAGCCAAUCAUCUACAAGCGUCCGCGUCUCGUGCCGCGUACCGCCCGCCGCCUUCCACGCUCGACGUCUCUAAGGACGUAAUUAAGAACCCGCUCGUACCGCCAGCCGCUUUCCACCCGGCGGUAAGCUCCUGCUACCGCGCGCCGCCGAAUUUUGAGUCGACUCAAAAACCGCCUCCCACUGUCGAUGUCUCUAAGGACGUAGUUAAGAACCCGGUGGUGAGCUCGGCGGGCGCGCGGAGCGGGGGAGCGGGCGGAGGAAGGGCGGGCGGAAUGGGCGGGAAUGGGGGAGUGGGGCCAAUGAAAGCGAUGCCUGCUAAUCCGUUUGAAAGGCCGAACGUGUCUCACUACAGUCAGGCCCUUGUAUCGUACAUCCCACCACCGCCAUCAGUGACAGCAGCAGCAGCAGCACCGCAAGCAGAGGAAUACCCUCCCAGCCGCCUAGCCCUAGCCCUUGCCCCCUCCGCCCCUCCCCCCAUCCAGCUCGUUCCCCCCAUGCCUGGCGCCAUGCCCGCUGCCCCCCUGCCGUUCAGAAGAUCAGCCAUUCAGGGGCUGACACGUGGCACCGUAACUGUCAGUGGCAGCAGCAGCAGUGGAAGUGGUUUUAGCGGAGGGAGUGGGGAACAGUGUGAGAAGGCUAUAAAACAGCUAGAGAUGCUGCUUAAAACGGGACGGGUUUCAAGGGCGGAUAUUCUGGCUGGUGUGCACGAGAAGUGUACAGUGCUGCUGGAACAGAUUGUCCCUCCCUCUCGUUCCAAUUCCCUUGUACGCCUUAUAAGCAAGGGCAUAUCGCACGCUACAAGCACCACAACAUCUACACCUCCAACUGAGGACGCAUUCCAAUCCGACCCCUCCUCCUGUCUCAUUGGUUUGCUCCUCUCUGCUAUAGUCACACUCUCUUGGAGCCCCUCCUCAUGCUUCUUUGAUAUAAGCAUCAAGCCUGUAACAAACAUUACUGUACGCCGGCUGCUGCUUAUCGAUUUUCUGAACGCGGUGUUUUGGAGGGGAGGGAAGGCGUGCGUGGGCGCGGCUGUGGAGGGGUUGGGAGGGGUGCGGAGGGUUGACAAGUGGAUUGGCGUGCGGGAAGAGUCGCUGCCCUCCUCUCAGGAGCUUGCUGGCUGCAAGGUUUUGGUCAUGAUCAACACAAAAGCCGGCGGACAAUACAAGAGAAAGUGGUUAUUUGGAAAGUAG
This is a messenger RNA of Closterium sp. NIES-65, 2172 nucleotides long. The record is from the annotation of a GenBank genome assembly. NCBI's taxonomy places the organism in Eukaryota, Viridiplantae, Streptophyta, Zygnematophyceae, Desmidiales, Closteriaceae.